This is a messenger RNA of Erigeron canadensis, 1549 nucleotides long. RefSeq names its product shikimate O-hydroxycinnamoyltransferase-like. The record is from RefSeq and is a predicted model, not a curated record. NCBI's taxonomy places the organism in Eukaryota, Viridiplantae, Streptophyta, Magnoliopsida, Asterales, Asteraceae. The transcript is spliced from 2 exons. Gene Ontology annotation, molecular function: acyltransferase activity, transferring groups other than amino-acyl groups. The coding region runs from base 114 to 1421 and encodes 435 amino acids.
GCUUUGAAAACCAACUCUCUAAUAAUUUUCCAUCCCAAUCACACACACGAAUAUAUAUCCGUGUGUAGUUUCUUCAAACCUACGUCCAUUUUGUGACUCAAGUGAUCAAAAAAAUGACGAUGAACAUCACUAUAAAGAAAUCAUCAAUCAUUAGCCCAUCAGAGACCAUACCAGAUUCUAAUUCUAAGCAGCUAUGGACCUCUGAUUUGGAUUUUAUUGUUGGUAGAAUCAAUAUACGUACCGUUUAUAUAUACAAACCAAAUGGAUCCACUACAGAUUUCUUUGAUGCUGAUGUUAUGAAAAAGGCGCUGGCUGAUGUGCUUGUCUCGUUCUAUCCAGUAGCAGGGCGACUGGAUAGAGACGAGAGUACUGGCAGGAUGGUCAUAAAUUGUAAUGGAGAGGGAGUUUUAUUUGUUGAGGCGGAAUCAGAUUCCACCUUGGAUGACCUUGGAGAGUUUACACCAUCGGCCGAGUUGCAACGUCUUACUCCCUUUGUUGAUGAGUCUGACGACCUUUCCUCCUAUCCUUUAUUUUCUGCACAAGUAACUCAUUUCAAAUGUGGAGGAGUUGCUCUUGGAUGUGGAUUAUUACAUACGAUUUCGGAUGGUCUAUCAGCCAUUCAUUUCAUAAACACAUGGUCGGAAGUUGCUCGUGGGGUCCCGAUAACCACCCAUCCCUUCAUUGACCGAACCCUACUACGUAAUAGAGAACCACCCGCCCCAACACAUGACCAUAUCGAAUACCAACCCCCACCAUCCUUAAUCACCCAGAGUUCCCCUUCUAAAUGCUCCACAACCAUUCUAAAGCUCACACGAGACCAACUCGACACCCUCAAGGCUAAAACCAAGAGAGAUAAUGAGCACAUUCCUAGCACAUACGAGGUCCUAGCGGCUCACAUAUGGCAAUGUGUAUGUAAGGCUAGACGUCUCCCGGAUGACCAACUGACUAAACUACACACAGCCACAGAUGGAAGGUCAAGAUUGAUUCCUCGGAUCCCGCCUGGCUUCCUCGGAAAUGUGAUUUUUACAAUGGCAGUGGUAGCCAAAUCAGGGGAUGUUAAAUCAAAGUCUCUGUCACAAGUGACGGAAAUGAUUCAUAAUGCGUUGAACAAAAUGAACAACGAUUAUAUGAGAUCGGCUAUUGACUACCUGGCUGUACAACCUGACCUGACUAGUCUAGUUCGAGGACCUGGUUACUUUGCUAGCCCGAACCUAAACGUGAACUCUUGGACUAGAUUACCUGCAUAUGAUGCGGAUUUUGGGUGGGGUCGACCGGUGUUUAUGGGACCCGCAUGCAUAUUGCAUGGGGGUACCAUAUUCAUUUUACCUAGCCCAAAAAAGGAUGGAAGUGUAUCAUUGGCAGUUUCCUUGGAUGCAAAUGAACAGCCACUUUUUAAGAAGUUGUUGUAUCAUGAAUUGUAAAAACAACCAAUGUAUUCUGGGCAAUUACUUAAUGUACGUGUUAUUAUUAUUGUUAUUAUUAUUAUAUUCAUUUUCUUUGUGAUAAUAAAUUGUAAUAAUGACAGCCCAAAUUAUUGAUUGAGUCGAUC